Oncorhynchus masou masou (cherry salmon) is the source of this 7429-nucleotide messenger RNA. Its product is annotated as serine/arginine repetitive matrix protein 2-like. The record is from RefSeq and is a predicted model, not a curated record. Bases 130 to 6504 code for a protein of 2124 amino acids. The transcript is spliced from 8 exons. NCBI's taxonomy places the organism in Eukaryota, Metazoa, Chordata, Actinopteri, Salmoniformes, Salmonidae. Gene Ontology annotation, cellular component: nucleus. Gene Ontology annotation, biological process: regulation of transcription by RNA polymerase II.
GAGAGAGAGAGAGAGAGAGACAGGGAGAGACAGGAGGAGAGAGGGAGAGACAGGGAGAGAGAGAGAGGGGUCAGUCGUGAUGAGCGGAGGUUGACUCCUGGUGACGCAAAGAGAGACCGAGCUGGGUGAAUGGAGGAGGCAGACAGAAUGGCUGCCCGGUGCCGCAGCUCCAAAUGCACGGUAGAAAGGAACGGAUUCAAGCGGGAACUCGAUACCUGGCGGCACAAACUGAUCAACUGCGUCGGGUUCGAGAGCAUUCUGGAGGGAAUCUAUGGCCCGUUGCUGCUCAGAGACCUCAAUAUUUUUGAUGACUGUGAACCCGAGGAGCUAGAAGACUGGGCAGUGAAAGCCAGUUGUUCCUUCUGCAGCCUGCUGAUCAAUGACCAUGUCCCAGUGGCCGCCUCCCCCUCAGACGACACGCCCUCCCAAGCCCCUUCCCUCUCGGACAGCAGCCUAUCAGCUCACAGGUUCCUCCACGCUGUGUUCCAUAAGAAAGAGCUGGCGUCCAGCGGAGACCCUAACGUCCCUCUGGUGGCCCAGGAACUGAUGAAGAGGAUGGUGAGGCAGUUUGCCAUGGAGUACGCCUCCAAGACACGCCUUACCACCACCACAGGCUCCCCGCGUUCUGACCUCGACUCACCUCUCGACCUCACUGUGACACGGAACCAGGAGGAGGAACCCACACCAGCGGACAGUGUGCUCGACCUCUCCAAGCGGAACUCUGCCAGCUCGGCCUCCACGUCGCCCACCAUUCACAAAGCCUCAGGCUCCCCGUUGCCCCCGGUUACGGAUGAACCCCAGAGGGAAGCAGAGGAUGCUGGGAUGCCCGAUGCUCCAAGUGAGAGGAGCUCUGCUCUGGAGGCGGUGCGCUCCUCUUUAUGCCCCGCCCAUCGCUCUCUGCUCCAGCGAAUCCUGAGGCUCGCCCACCAGCAGCACCGUCUAUCAUUGGCCUACAGGGACGCCCAUCACCGCCUCGUCCCGCCCCCAGACCCUCUCUGCGGCCACCUGGUGGCCAAACAACAGGACGACACCUCCUCUCCUCCUUCCUUCACUGGCUGUUGGAGCCGUAGUGGAGCCACGCGUCCGACUGACUGGAAGACACCAGGUGGUCCAGGCUGUUGCUGCUGGCUGCCUCCUGUCUGUUUCUGCCUCCAGAGCCUCCGCUGCCUGUCCUGCCAGAGCCUGUCCCUGGGACACAUCACCACUGGGGUUCGCACCUCCUCUUCUCUGUGCUCUUUCACGUCCUCCUCUUCUCGUUCAUCCUCCGCUCUGUGCCCUAAUCCCUCAGUCUGUCCCGUGGCCUCUGUCUGUUGCUCCAACCCCCAGCCCUGCGCCUCCUGCUGCUCAGAACACACCUACCUGGCCCCGGUCAGACACACAGCCCCGGGAGGAGGAGGAGGAAGCGAGUGCCCUGUCCUCAAGAGAGAGCGAUCCCGCACCCCCUCUCCUCCCCCUCUCUCCCCCAUACCCUCAGACAUGGACGGUAAGGAGGAAGACAAGCCUCCCUCUCUUCUGCAACAGGAGGGGGAAAAAGAGGAGGAGGCUGGGUGUGGUGGGACGGUGGGUGAGGACAGGGAGCAGCAGGACCUGGUGGAGCGUUUCAGUGACAAACUAAAGACAAUCAGACCCCAGGAGAAGGAUCCUCCACUCAGCUCUGCCUUAGCCAAUCACAACCUAGAGAAGGAUCCCCACCUGACGACCUCGGCCAAUCAGCACAUUGCAGAGUCCCAGGCCGACGCCCACCUGAGUGAGAUCAUCACCACCGUUCUGAACACGGGUGGCGGCAGCGACUACAGCCUAAACGACAUGUUGCAUCACCAUGACAACAACGAGAGCCAUCCACCUCGGACGCGUUCCCGGCGGCGACAGGAGGCCCUGGCUGCCAUGGCGACUUUGCCCGACCAGUCGUCCACCCGGCGCCAGACUUUGCUAAUCAAACGGGAGCUGGCCAGGCUGAACCAAUCGCUGGGCAGGAGGCUGUCGCUAGGGAAGAACAAGAGCCGCAGUGCCACGCCCUUUUCUACAUGCUCCUCACCUGAACCAACCCCCGUUACAGCAGAGAUAGACAGAAUCACAGAGGAGGAGGGCGAGACCGGUAGAGUGAAGGAGGGCGAGACCGGUAGAGUGAAGGAGGGCGAGACCGGUAGAGUGAAGGAGGGCGAGACCGGUAGAGUGAAGGAGGGCGAGACCGGUAGAGUGAAGGAGGGCGAGACCGGUAGAGUGAAGGAGGGAGAGACCGGUAGAGUGAAGGAGGGCGAGACCGGUAGAGUGAAGGAGGGCGAGACCGGUAGAGUGAAGGAGGGCGAGACCGGUAGAGUGAAGGAGGGAGAGACCGGUAGAGUGAAGGAGGGCGAGACCGGUAGAGUGAAGGAGGGCGAGACCGGUAGAGUGAAGGAGGGCGAGACCGGUAGAGUGAAGGAGGGAGAGACUGGUAGAGUGAAGGAGGGCGAGACCGGUAGAGUGAAGGAGGGCGAGACCAGUAGAGUGAAGGAGGGAGAAACCGGUAGAGUGAAGGAGGGCGCAACGGAGAAGGUGACAGCAGAGGAGGGAGGUCCAGUGAGAGUCACGAAGGAUAGAGUCGGCAUGAAGGAGGAGAUGGAGAAACUCCCAGUCCUCUCCUCUACACAACAGAGUCCCCCGCAGGAGGACCAACACAAACCAGAGAGCUGGAACAUCACCUGUCAGGACAGCAGUAGGAGUGACCUCCCUAAGAAGAGGAGAGAGGAGGAGUCACCAGGUUGUACCAGCUGUGGUCUUCCUGAGAGGAGUAGAGAGGAAGAGGAGGAGUCACCAGGUAGUACCAGCAGUGCCUGUGACCAUGGCAGUGGUCUUCCUGAGAGGAGUAGAGAGGAAGAGGAGGAGUCACCAGGUAGUACCAGCAGCGCCUGUGACCAUGGCAGUGGUCUUCCUGAGAGGAGUAGAGAGGAAGAGGAGUCACCAGGUAGUACCAGCAGUGGUCUUCCUGAGAGGAGUAGAGAGGAAGAGGAGGAGUCACCAGGUAGUACCAGCAGUGGUCUUCCUGAGAGGAGUAGAGAGGAAGAGGAGGAGACAGCAGGCAGCAGCAAGGACAGUAGCAGAGUGUCAGCCAGGAAUAGCCCUUCCCACCCCUGCAGAACCAGGAGAGGCAGCAGGUCCCAGCCAGGCUGCAGCAGCCAGGUGGUGGUGGGGAGGAGCAGCCAGGCUGGGAGGUCCAGGAGGAGCAUCGUCCCUCCCCAGCGGUUCUCCUCCUACGUCACAGAGCCCAGGAUGAUGUAUUCUGCUGCCUGUUUCUCAGAGAGGAUCUUCUCCGCCCCGAGGACGCCAAAGGAUCGGCAACCACUCAAUGCCCCCAACACCAAUCGCGCAGACUCCCCGUCCUCGGCCACAGACACAGCUGAGGGGUUGGGCGAAGCAAGAGAAGAGGAAUUACCGCUGGCAUCCAGUCCUGAGGAUGUCAGUCAGGAGAGGAGGGGAGGCAGAGGCUGUAGAUCAACAGCAAGAGGUCAGAGUUCAGACCGUGAGUCACAGAGACGAGGUCAGGUGAUUCCCGUCACUGCAGCUUCCUCUGAGCAGCAGAGUCCCCCUAAACACCGCUCCCCGAACAGGGCGGACGUUAGGCUCAGAGCAGCCAAACCUUUUGGGCGCUUACGCUCCUCCCACUCCGGCCAACAGUCCCAACCAGCGAGCCCUCAGACAGCCUCCAGGCCAGAGGUCCCCACUGGUCAGCCUCAGUACAUCAGCCCCAUCAAGCUGAUGUUUGUGUCUGCAGUAGUGGGUGAGGAGGGGGUGAGGUACACCCUGAAGGCGGCUGCACCAGGAUCCAGCUGGCAUGGACAGGAGACCUUUGACCCCUGUGAGGAGUCAUCGUGGGCUGGAAGUCCAGAGAAGACCCCAGAGAAGACUAGGAGUCCACCGAAGACCAGGAGUCCCCUCCAGACCAGUAGUCCACCGAAGACCAGGAGUCCACCGAAGACCAGGAGUCCCCUCCAGACCAGGAGUCCACCCAAGAACACCAUAUCAUCAUCACCAAAGCUGUGUGGAACGAUGAGAGGAGGAGAGGGGGGUAGCCCGCCAAAACGCUCUCCCGGGUCCCAGAACGGAGACGGCUCGCCUCCUUUUCGUGAAACCACCCCCACAAAGAGACGUCCGGGACGUCCCAAGAAACUGGGCCCCCAGCUGGAGAAGAGGGCCAAGAGGCCGAUCGGCCGCCCGCCCAAGCAAAGGGGUGUAGAGCCGAGCUGUGGCUCCAGGCAGGGUGGUCAGGACCUGUCCAGUGGAGUUCCCUUAGGCUGCAGCACCGGGGAGGAGGGCAACGAGGAGAGAGACCCAGCCAACAGGAACCUAAAGAUCACCGUGGUGUACGGACGCUCCCACAGGACCAAGAGGACAGUGUCGGAGGAGGCUGCUUGUCUCCAGGCUACAGAGCAGCUGAUGGAUCUGAACUUCGUCAGACCGGUGAAGGAGAAGAGGUUCGCUCCCCACGCCAGCAACAGCAGCAACAUUAUCAAGUGCCAGAAGCUGCAGUGUACCGCGGCCAUGCGUCGUCCAGGGAGACCCGCCAAGGUCAAGAUCUCCGGAAUCUCCGUUACCGUCACCACCACGUCGCCGGGGAAACGCAAGAUCCACAUGAACCGGGACACAGCCAGGAAAUCUCCGGAGAAGCUCUGUCAGCGGAAAGCCCUCCUUCCUGAACCCCAGCCUUCCAAAGAGCCCAGGAAAAUCAGCAGCAAGCCCACUAGCGAGGACGCCACUCGGAUGCAGAUAGAGAGAACGACAGAGUCCAAGGAUGGAGCGAGGGAGCGACAGACCCAGACCCCUCCUGUGUUGGCGGUGCGUCACUCUGUGAGGGUGAGGAAGCCUUCAGUGUACCUGCUUCACUCUGUAGCCACCUCCACCUCUAGGUCCCUGAGCCACAGUACCGCCCUGCUGCGCCGAUCCAGACAGCUACUGAUCAACAGGGCCAGCAGCAAGGGCAGCCAUCGCAAGAGGAAGGAGGAGGGAGGAGAGGACUCCCCAGGGCAGGAGGAGCUGCUGUCCGGGAGGGAGGAGAGGAGGAGCGAGGGAAGAGGAGGGGUGUUGUGUGAGGACCUGAGCCAGGUAGCGGGGGUUUCAGUAGACUCCAUUUUCCCGGCCAGCUCCAGCGAGGCGUUGAGGUGGUGGCCCGUCUCCUCCGACCAGGACAGCCUGAACCAAGAGCUGGCUCGCAGGAUCCGCCUCAUAUCCCAAAGCUGGGUCGCUGCCGAUACCACCCACACCACCAGGACGGCGACGAUCAUGUCCGCCAAGCAGCGACUCGACGACGACUCUUUGUCCUCCUGGAAGCCAGAGGUUGGGUCGGCAGUGCGGCUGCUGUUUGACCGGCGCUGCAGCGUGGAGAGGCUGGCCUCCUGGUUCAUGCAGACCACUGAGACUCAGUCUCUGGGCAUUGUGAAGAAGACCAGCUCCCGAAACCCCUAUGAGCUCCUGCACUACCCCCGGAACGCCAGCAGGGAGAGCGUCUUUCCCAGCCCGCAGACCAUGCGACUACGCAAACACAUCAAGAAGUUUGCCAAAGCUGUGCCGAAGAGCCCCGCCCAGCUCCGUCUGGCCCAGGAGCGGCUCCGACGUGGAAGAGAGCUGAACGCCAGGCGGCGUCUGUUCACUGCGAGGCCGGCGUCUGGCGGGCUGCGUCUCAGAGCUCCUUGGAGGAAGGUCAGGGCCCUCGGGACGUACAGAACCACUCUGCUCAGAGUCAGAGAAAAGUUCCUCACCUGGACCCUCAGAGCCAAGCAGCCCAACAGGCUGAUCUGGAGGAGAAGCCUGGUGGAGGAAGGCAACUCACCUCACCAGGUCUGGCCUUCUGCUCAGCCCAGGAAGGAGCUCACCAGGUCUCCACAUCACCACUGUCUACCUGCCUCCUCAGAGACCAGUCAUCCCUGCAGCCCCGACCAGCUGACAGGCCUCACCAAACAGCAGCGUCUCAGCUCUAAAGCCUGGAGUCCAGAGAGACUGAAGGAGUGUUGCGUGUUCCUCAAGAAGAUCAACUCCCCCGACACAGAGUCCACCGUUGAGAAGGAGUGGGACGUCUGCACCGUCAAUCUAGAUGACACAUACUGCCCCGACGAGACCAGACAGGAGGAGAGGAGGGGAGAGGACGACAAAGCUGUGAAAACGGAGAGAAGGAAGAGGAGAGUUCCCUGGAAGGAGUCUAGUGGCUCGCCGCAGGAGGUGAUGGUUCAGGAGCACAACCAGGUCCGAGCCGGGAACAGGAAAGGCAAACAGAAAAAUUCAGGGAAGGCCACGAGCCAAUCACCGACCCCACCGCCAGCGAAAGCCACGAGCCAAUCACCGACCCCGCCGCCAGCGAAAGCCACGAGCCAAUCACCGACCUCGCCGCCAGCGAAAGCCACGAGCCAAUCACCGACCCCGCCACCAGCGAAAGCCACGAGCCAAUCACCGACCCCGCCGCCAACGAAAGUCAUGAGAAAAUCGCGUGGGAGGGGCCUGACCGGGCCGCGGUGGCGUGACUUUAUACUGGGAACCUGACUGUCCUCCGUCCCGUCUCCACGGUGACUGUGUUGUAACUGUAUUGGCGGGAAGGCUCCGUCUCCACGGUGACUGUGUUGUAACUGUAUUGGCGGGAAGGCUCCUCCCUCCGUCUCCGCGGUGACUGUGUUGUAACUGUAUUGGCGGGAAGGCUCCUCCCUCCGUCUCCACGGUGACUGUGUUGUAACUGUAUUGGCGGGAAGGCUCCUCCCUCCGUCUCCACGGUGACUGUGUUAUAACUGUAUUGGCGGGAAGGCUCCUCCCUCCGUCUCCGCGGUGACUGCGUGUAAUCAACUCGGUGCCUUCAGACUGCCGCUUGGCAUUAUGUAGCAGAAGGAAAAGUUUAACCAGAAGAAGCUUACCAUUGCACUAUUUUUUAACUAUUCAGCCCCCCCCCCACACACACACACACUGCUUUUAAAAAACCAAACUGUGUAUAUGUUUGUACAGAAUGUUUGUUUUUUAAACUUUGACACACCUUUCUUCUGCCUUGUCUGAUACAACGACCAACCCAUCAAGUUCUGUUGUAUAAUGAGCCUGGAGGCCCGUUUGGGAGAGUACACAUUCAAACACUGCAUCUACAAUGGCACCCUAUUUUAGACCAGAGCCCAAUGACACCCUAUUCCCUAUUUUAGACCAGAGCCCAAUGACACCCUAUUCCCUAUUUUAGACCAGAGCCCAAUGACACCCUAUUCCCUAUUUUAGACCAGAGCCCAAUGACACCCUAUUCCCUAUUUUAGACCAGAGCCCAAUGACACCCUAUUCCCUAUUUUAGACCAGAGCCCUAUGACACCCUAUUCCCUAUUUUAGACCAGAGCCCAAUGACACCCUAUUCCCUAUUUUAGACCAGAGCCCAAUGACACCCUAUUCCCUAUUUUAGACCAGAGCCCUAUGACACCCUAUUCCCUAUUUUAGACCAGAGCCC